Messenger RNA from Aricia agestis (brown argus), 983 nucleotides. RefSeq lists its product as uncharacterized. The transcript has a single exon. Bases 79 to 960 code for a protein of 293 amino acids. Gene Ontology annotation, molecular function: calcium ion binding. Lineage: Eukaryota; Metazoa; Arthropoda; Insecta; Lepidoptera; Lycaenidae. The record is from RefSeq and is a predicted model, not a curated record.
UCCACCUUUACAGUUAUUAUAUUUAACUGACUUACCUUAUUAAAAAUUUUAUAAACCUUUUAAACUUAUAAUAAUAUUAUGGAAGACAAAAUCGAAACUGCUAUGGAUAAAGAACAAAACGUAGAAAAAUUGACAGACAAACAAAAUAUUGUGAGGGAAGAAAUCGAACCUGUAAAAAAAGACUUAUCGAAAUCAACCUCUCUGAUUUCACAAAAAGAGGUUAUAGGAGUAAUAGAUGAAAACCAACAGGAGACUGAAGGUGAAGCUGAAAAAUCAAACUCCUUUGAUGCUAUAGAAGCCCAACAAGAGGUAGUCAAAGAGCAAAACAAUGUAAAAGAUUCUGUUAAGGUAAUCGAACGAACUGAACUAGAAGGAACUACAACAGAUGAGGUCGAGGAGAUUAAAUAUGUAGAAGAUACUGCACCAGAUCCAGCUGCGCCCUACAAUUUGACUGAUUCCAGUGAAGAACUCAAACCGCCUUUUAAAUUAAAACCAGAUCAAUUGGCCGAACUAGAAGAGCUUUGGAAUCUAUACCAGGAUUACACGCCGGCUUAUACCGACAUAAGCGGAUAUAUUACGGAAAAAGAAUUAAUUUAUAUGCUAAAAUCACUGUUUCUGAUGCCGUAUACUAGUGAUCAGCUUCAAGAGCUAAUUGCAUAUUGCGUCAGGCCUCCGCAUCCAGAGGGACAUAUUGAAUUCGAUCAGUUUGUUAAAAUUGCUACGAUAAGGUAUAGAGAUAUUUCAAUCGAAGAUAACUUGCGAUCGGCUUUGCAAGUUCUAGAUCAGGGUGAAGGACUAAUGAACCGUGAUCAUAUGAGGGAAGUUUUGACAACUCUGGGUCAUAAAAUGCCUGCUAAACAGUUGAAUCUUUUGAUCAAAGAAGUGGAUAUAAGAAAUGAUGGCUUGAUAGGUAUCGAAGACGUGAUGGCGACGAUUUGCAUAGAUUUGAUUUUUGAAUAAUUGAAUAAAUUUAGUUCCACAUA